Molecule: messenger RNA, 1584 nt
Organism: Thrips palmi
Lineage: Eukaryota; Metazoa; Arthropoda; Insecta; Thysanoptera; Thripidae
Product: ubiquitin carboxyl-terminal hydrolase 15-like
Exons: 5
Coding region: 727-1365 (212 amino acids)
Biological process (GO): protein deubiquitination
Molecular function (GO): cysteine-type deubiquitinase activity
Source: RefSeq, a predicted model, not a curated record
GUUACUAGUGAAUUUUGGUUGAUUUCAUGUAUCUUGUUGAUCUAUUUUAGAGUUGGUUUUGACACUUUACAUACAAUUUCUUUUCCAUUUUUUAGGUGAAGCGAGUUAUUGGUCAAGGCCUUUGUGGCAUGAUAAAUAAUAAGGAUGGACUAAAAAACGUUUGCUUUUGUAAUGCAGUCUUGCAAUGCAUUUUGUCCUCUAAGAUUGUGCGACAGAUGCUGGACCAGAUAACUAACUGUACUCACACUCAACCUUUGACAGCUGCCCUCAAAAUCACUAUCAAUGAGCUGUCUCAAUCAGUCUCCUCUUAUCGAUGUGAAUAUUUAAUGGAAAUUGUUGCUCAAAGUUGGUUUGUGUACACAAAAGACAGUCAACAAGAUCCACAAGAAUUUCUUAAUUUCUUGUUGACUGCAAUUCAUGGCGAGAUCUUGGUAUGUAUGCUGCUGCAAAUAAUGUGGGGAACGUUGAUAUUUUUUCAUUACUGUUAUUUAAUUGUUUCAGGAGAAGCAUGGCGUUGAAUUCCAGGCAAGUUUCUGUGACAGCACUGACAUUGUGGAGGCAGUCAGCCAGGCUUGGAACCUUGGUGAGAGGUCCAAGGUAUCUGAGGUCUUUGGUAUCCAGUGUGUACGCCUGAGCCAGUGUCAGUGUGGCUACACAAAUGGUGUCUGUGACAACCCUGAGUUCAUCGUAUCUCUUGCUCUUCCUUCAGGGAAAAAAUGCACCCUAAUGGAUUGCUUCAAACUUUUCUGUGAGGAGAACAGGGGCCCUUGCGAAAAAUGUAAAGGUGUUGCCACUUAUAAAAGCAUUGUAAGAUUUGGAAGGCUACCACCAGUUUUAGUGAUUCAGUUAAAAAGAUAUGGACCAACUUUGUAUGGCUUCUUCAAAAACAACUCAGAAGUAUUGUACGACCACAACAUAGACUUGGCAGAGUUUGCUAUUGACAGUGCUCAGACUAAUACGGAGUACUCCUUGUUUGCUGUGACCAGUCACACCGGCCAGAUGGGGGCUGGCCAUGUGAUCGCAGCAUGUCUCAGGAACAAUCGAUGGUACAACUUUGAUGACGAGCAUGUCAGUUCCACAUCUGCAAAGAGAGUAGUGAGCAACUCUGCUUACUUGUUGUGGUAUCAGUUGGAGUUGAAGGUUGACUCAGGCACUCACCCAUUUGAUGCGGAGACAGCAGCUAUAAUUAAAAACCUUAACCAACCCUCUUCAAAAAAUACAUCUAAAAACAUUAGCAAAAAUAAGGGUGACCAACAACAAUUGCCAGGCAAAUCUGCCCAGAGGCCAGUACCACCGAAAAAAAAAUUUGAAAAGGAAAAUCCAACCCACACCUGUACAGGCUCCUCCCAUUUCGGUGGCUGCUAGAAAAAAGUCAAAGUGCUCUACGCAGCCCCUUAAGACGAGUGACACUAAUGAAGCUGACACUGAGCAGCAGGUCCCCCUUAACAAAACAUUGGAGGAAAAUGAGCAAGCAGUGCCCAAUCAUGGUUUUAAACUGAACCCUCUACCUGUGUCUUUGAGAAAAACACUAGUGACUCAUCCUUCGUUACUGCCCACAGCAUCGGCUGCACUCGCAGAUGAUAU